Messenger RNA from Cuscuta epithymum, 1886 nucleotides. The record is from the annotation of a GenBank genome assembly. NCBI's taxonomy places the organism in Eukaryota, Viridiplantae, Streptophyta, Magnoliopsida, Solanales, Convolvulaceae.
UUUGCUCUGGACUUUUGCUGGGUUAAACAAAGCUUAUUCAGAACUCAGAGGCUCGUUUCACCCAUUCUCGGCUUCAUCCUCUGCUCCAUUCUCACUUACAAACUCGAAAUCUCCCAAAUUUCUCACGCACGAUUUUACAAUACAACCAACCCUUCGAAACAAAAACUCGAAUUCUUCACACAAUCCUGCCGAUUCCUUAGAGAUCGCUCAAAGCUCCUUUCUAACAUACUCAUUGAUUAUCACUUAUCAGGUGAUUCAAGAUCUGCAUUUGCGACUAGCGGAUUUUUGGUAUCUAAUAUUCCAGCAGAAAAAAGAGAAUGGAGUGGGUGCUGAUCAUUGUUUCGUUGACUGUUAUUUGGGUUGGUUCUCUUUGCAAAACACUUCAUGUAUUUGUGUCUGACUCCAAGUCUAUGUUUUUAGAUGAUGGUGGAUUUUUUCUGAAGAAAAAAAUCUUGUUGGUUAUUGCACAUCCUGAUGAUGAAUCUAUGUUCUUUACUCCAACCAUCAAUUACUUAAUGUCAAAGGGGCACGAUUUGCGAAUUUUAUGCAUAUCAACGGGCAAUGCGGAUGGCUUGGGAAAUACAAGAAAACAAGAGCUCUACCGGGCCGCCACAACCCUUAAUGAUUCUGAAGAGUUGAAGAUAUACCUUUGCACAUUUUAUUGAUCAGUUCUACCUUACUCAGGUAUCUCCGCAACAAGUAAAGAUCUUGGACCAUCCAGAUUUGGAGGAUGGUUUUGGCAAAUUCUGGAACACAGAUCUGUUGGCAAGACUUAUGAAAGAAGAAGUAGACAGCCAUUCUGUUGAUGUGGUAAUUAGUUUUGACAAAUAUGGUGUUUCUGGUCAUUGUAAUCAUUGUGAUUUGAAUCGAGGUGUGCGAAAACUUAUCCAGGACGUCUCAUACAAAAAUGUGGAAGCGUGGGAGCUUGUGAGCACUAAUAUAUUCCGCAAAUACAUCGGACCAGUAGAUGUUUGGUUUUCUCUCUUGUAUGUCAAGUUUCAUCGCAAUGAAAAAGUAUAUUUCUUGAUCAAUGAAAACCCUAGUAGAAGCUAUGCUGCAAUGGCCCAACACCUGAGCCAAUGGGUUUGGUUUCGUAAGCUGUUUGUAUCCUUCUCCAGCUAUACGUAUGGCAACUCUCUAAAGAAGAUUAACAUCUAAACAAUGCCUGCAAAAUGUCUUCCUUGUUCUUAAGAUUGUUUGAAGCAUUGGAAUAUGUUAGCUGCUGCUGAUCGGAAGACUGAAGUGCAGCAGCAGCAGUGGUCAUUUUAAAAUUUCUGUUCGUUAGCUGCGUUUGCAGUUUGCACCAUUGCAAGCUCUUCUUGUUGUGAUGCCACCUGCAAGCACCGAUAAACAAGUCGUGGUGGUGACUAACACUCCUACAAUAGCUUAAUAAUUAGGCUUAACUUCUGUUGCUCUUUGUUUAUGCUUAAAAUUUCUACAAUCUGUGAGUGCAAUGAUUUUAGAUUCAAACCCCGUCCGAAAUAUAAAAAAGGCGGGUCUUUUCUGGCUUAGCCACUCCAAAAGAUCUGUAUUUAUUUGUCAUAUAUUGAUACAGGUUUCUUGGAAGCCAUGGAUGGAUAAGCUCUAGACAUUCCAAGGUUGUUCGUACUUUAUGACUUCCAUUUGUUUAUUUCUUUCCAUGCCAAAAUCACAAGCAAAUCAUACGUUAAUCCAUAAUAAUAUGUCGAGUAGUUUAAAUCAUGUAAUAAAACAUACUAUAAAUAUGGAUCGACUAGUGUUUUAAUGAAUAAGUGGCAUAUACUUUGUAAAUAAUUUCAACUUGAGGAAUGAUCUUGUCAGGCCGGUCUGACAAGAACUAUUGUCCGGCUGCCUCCAUUUGAAGUGCUUCUGGUUGGAAUUUUUAUGAAAUUUUGUGAGCAUGUUCC